GAGGUGCGCGCGUGCUGCCUGGUGGAGAGCCGCAGCUGGUCGACCAGCAGCACCACCGCCCUUAAAGAGGAACCAUCCAGGAAAUGCAGCCAGUUCCCUGCAGAGUCUGCUCCUGCUAGCUGCAGCCUCCCCUCGGAUGCGCACCAUCAACCGCUCCGCCUAGACUCCGUUUGACCCGUUUGGUGCUGACCCGGUUCGGUCCGUUUUAAGGCUGCUUUCCCCCUGACUCCUGAACCAUGGCGACUCAGAUCGACAAAGAAGCCUGCAGAGAAGCUUAUAACCAAGUCAGAGACGACAACUCAGACGUCUGCUGGGCUGCGUUCCAGUACGAGGGCUCCAGGAUCGUCCCCGCACAACAGGGCGCCGACUACGACGACUUCAAGGCGCUGUGCACAGAUGACGCUCGUCUGUUCGCUUACGUCCGAUUCACGACGGGCGACAGCAUGAGCAAGAGGUCCAAGUUCAUCCUGAUCACCUGGAUCGGCGAGAACAUCAGCGGGCUGCAGCGGGCCAAGAUCAGCACCGACAAGACGCUCGUCAAAGAUGUGAUGCAGAACUUUGCCAAGGAGUUCAUGAUCAGCGACCAGAAGGAACUGGACCAAGAAUACCUCUGCGGGGAGCUAAAGAAAGCCGGUGGAGCCAACUAUGAUGCUCAGGCCGAGUAGAGAAGUUCCACGGUCCAAUGGAGACGCCUGGGUCGGGGGAGCUAGGCGCCGUUGGACUGGGUGGUCUGAGGGGGGGGGGGGGUGUUGGGGCGGGGCUACUACCUCUGAGGAAGGGAGCGAGGAGGAAUGAGAGCACAGAUGACCACUAAAUACUUAGAUUUUUAACGGGCCAGUUAAUGACAUCUCAUGACGUCCUACAAAAUGUUUGCCUGCUUCCUUCUGUCAGACGGGUGCUUAUGUCCUCAGUUCUAAGGUGUUUGUUAAAGGAACUUCCUGUCAUCUCAUCCAGGAAAGCAGCAGCCAACUGCUUUCUGCUUCACUAAACAGGAAACCCUGAACCCAAAUAUUCAAACGUCCUUUUAUGUUUUCACCAGUGAAAGCUGUGACAUUCCUGACCAGAAUCAACCAGCGCCGCAUUCUGUUGGAGGAUUAAUGAAGCACUUCAUUAACAUCUUCAUUCUGGAACAACCGCUAAAUCAAGAGUUUUUACCGCAGAAACUAGGAUUAGGAUUGCGUACCUUUCUUUAGCCGCUUAAAACUAGUUUAGCUUAUUUUAGCACAAACACUGGAAAUUAGGGAACCAGCCGGAGCUUCAGUCUACUUCAUUUUGCUCCAAAAUGUUCUGUUAAAAACGUUCAUAGCACUUCCUCCACUUUUUGGUUUGUGUCAUACAGAAAUGGAGAUUUUUGUCCAGCUAACACUGUUAGCUAAACAAGCUAGCAGGAACCACAGUAAAUUUUGAGGAAGAGUCAAAGCGGCGGUUCCCAUGAUUUGUGUUUAGAGUUCUGUAAAGGGCUUUUGAGAGGUUAUCAUGGUAAUCACAGGAGAUUCAUGUUUGAAUGUCUUUAGAUUGAGAAAAAUAUCUUUUUCCUGAAAGCCACUGAAUAACGAUGGCAAACAUGGCGGCUGUCCAUGUUUCUGAAACUGUGAUUGCAUUGAAAUCUAGCUCUAGCCUCUGGGGGAAACAAAUCCAUUUAGGAGGAUAUUUAUUGCUCAUAACCGCUCCGCAGAACCCCAUUUUAAGCCGUAUCUGAAAUGUUUCUUCUACAUUUUGAUGUCAGUCAGAUAUAGAAAGUCUCCUGCUUCCCAAACAGUUAACAGCCGGUUUUAUAAGCACCCUUAAAGACGCGCCUCUCUCCCUCCGUCCUCCCAGCUGGGCCAUAGUCCAGCCGUUUGUAAAGAUUAACCCGUCAGCGCUCGUGUUGUUGGAGGGUUUCUGUGUAGAAGCUGCUGCUGGUGCAGCCAGAACCCGGUAGAUGUAGGCCAGCCUGCUGUCAGCCAGGAACAGAUCUCCAUCCUCAGGGCUGCGCCGCAGCUUGUUUACAGCAACCCUGAGUCAUUCGGCCUCCAGACGGCUGUUUGGGCUGCAGCUUCAAACCAGCUGCUAGUCAUCAGCUUUCCUGUUACUUCACUCUUCGUCCUUAAAGACGCACGAUGAGGAUGAGGAGGCGCUGCCAUGCUGGCCAGCAGCUCAGUCUGAGGCUGCAGCAGAACCUCAGGAUGGAGAUCUUUUCUUCUGGUGCAACACCUCCCGUCGUACAAACAUACUGUGACCUGAGUUUGGCUGCCUUAGUCCCCCAUGGAGAGAGGGGCAUCAUGGGAGCUUGUGGACACUACACUGUGAUUGGCUGUCCUCCUCCUCCUCCUCCAGAAACAGGAUGUGGGUGCAGACCCAGCGUUCAGAUCUAAGGAGGAGCCACUUCUUAGUUGUAGUAUCUCCUUUUAUUUAGUUUCAGCCCUCCCUCCCCCCAAAAUAAAGAAAAGGCAUCAUUUUUCUGUCUUUUUAUUUUCUCUGAAGAGUUUUACUGUUCAUUUCAUUUUUCUAUAUUUGACGUAGGUGGAAACAUUUUUCAAAAAUCACGCAAAAACUAAGAAAGCAGACAGGAGACAUUUCCAAAUGAAACUUGUUUUGUUUUUCUAAAUCCUGCUUGUUAAGGCGUCUUUUGUGUCUGAAAGUGAAACGUUCCAAAAACUAGAAUAAAGACAUCUCAUGUUUUAAACUA
Fundulus heteroclitus (mummichog) is the source of this 2668-nucleotide messenger RNA. RefSeq names its product coactosin-like F-actin binding protein 1 (gene cotl1). Gene Ontology annotation, molecular function: actin filament binding. The record is from RefSeq and is a predicted model, not a curated record. Gene Ontology annotation, biological process: regulation of actin filament polymerization. The coding region runs from base 237 to 665 and encodes 142 amino acids. Gene Ontology annotation, cellular component: site of polarized growth; cortical actin cytoskeleton; actin filament. The transcript has 4 exons. NCBI's taxonomy places the organism in Eukaryota, Metazoa, Chordata, Actinopteri, Cyprinodontiformes, Fundulidae.